Neocloeon triangulifer is the source of this 4890-nucleotide messenger RNA. It is a transcript of the gene nab, whose product is annotated as NGFI-A-binding protein homolog. Gene Ontology annotation, molecular function: transcription coregulator activity; transcription factor binding. Gene Ontology annotation, cellular component: nucleus. The record is from RefSeq and is a predicted model, not a curated record. The coding region runs from base 396 to 2579 and encodes 727 amino acids. The transcript is spliced from 13 exons. Gene Ontology annotation, biological process: negative regulation of DNA-templated transcription. Lineage: Eukaryota; Metazoa; Arthropoda; Insecta; Ephemeroptera; Baetidae.
CCGCGGCCGAGGUUCAGUACCCAAGCACACCUGGGUCCGAGCGCACUUCUCAAUCCUUUCAGCACUAGACCGGAGAGACAACUCACACACACACCCACUUACAUACGCUCUGUGAUGGGUGACCCCUGACCUCUGUCCGGUCAUGUGACUAUAGCACCCCCAACUGCUGCUUUUUGCGAGACCGAGAUACAACCUUAACGUCCCAGACCAGAGGAGAAAUUAAGAAAUUCACCCCCGCAACCCGUUCCCUUUUGUACAUAUAAAUAUAAACUGAAACAUUUCCAGUGUAAAUAUUAUAGAUCUGUAUAUCGGGAGUGCGCGACACUGUACAGAAAAAAAAGAAUUAGUGCUUCUUGGUGUGAGUGAUGCGCGUAGUUGAUAGGACUACGCAAUAAAUGUCGCUGCCCCACGUCCCCCUGCAGAGCGCCGAGGCCGUCACCGGCCCUUUGAGACUCUCGCCCGCCCUCGCCCCCAACCAACCCCUCAGCGUCUCCUCGACCACAGGCCCAAUGCCUGUCCCACGGCCCAGUCCCCAGGGCCCGAGACUAGGUCCUCAGCAUCCCAUCAUGGACUCGACUGCAGCGCCGGCCAACAAAAUCGUCGGCAGAAACUUAAACGGCACUUUGGUGAUGACAUCGGCGCCCGCCAACGAGGCCGAGCUGCAGCUGUACCGAGUGAUGCAGAGGGCCAGUCUUCUUGCCUACUACGACACGCUGCUCGAGAUGGGAGGUGACGAUGUUCAGCAGCUGUGCGAAGCCGGCGAGGAGGAAUUCCUCGAGAUCAUGGCUCUGGUCGGCAUGGCUUCGAAGCCGCUGCACGUCCGCCGCCUGCAGAAGGCCCUGCAAGAGUGGGUCAACAACCCCGCCCUGUUCCAAACACCGCUGCUGCCGCAGCUGCCCACCCCCGGGCUCAGCACCAGCAGCAGCCCCCUGUCCCACGAGUCUGCCCACUCACCGUCGCGUCCGAUGAACCUGUCCUCGACGCACGCCGCCCCCGUGCCACCCCCAGCGGCGGUGGCGCCUCCCGUGACGCCGUCGCCGGCGCCGCCUCAAACGUCGCCGGUGCAGGUGGUGCGUGCGGUGCGCGGCAGUCCAAGCCCGCAGCUGCCGAAGGAAUCGGGGGGCUCGACGGGCAGCGUCGGGGGCGGCUCGUCAAACGGCGCGCCCUCGCCGGGCCUGAACGUGAGUCCCGAGCCGCGCGGAGCCGCUUUUUUCCUCACGCCGCAGGUGUUGCAGGUCGGCGCAGGACCCGAGUCCAUGAGUCCGGGCUCGCCACCCCCGCUGCAGCUGACGCCCUCCUUGGGCGACGUGCAGAUCAGCAGACUGGCCGAUGCGGCCAAGGUCUUGGCCAACUCCCUCCCUACCUAUGAACCCAAGCCGCAAAACAGCAAGAAGAGAAUUUGCAAAGACUUGGAGUUUGUGAUGAACAUGGCCGAGGAUGAUCCCCGCCGAAUGGAUGAAAUCAGAAAAUACGCUGCUAUUUACGGGAGAUUUGACUGCAAAAGAAAACCUGAAAAGCCUCUCACGCUCCACGAGGUUUCAGUGAACGAGGCUGCUGCGCAAAUCUGUAAGUUGGUGCCCGCCCUUCUGACCCGCAGGGACGAGUUGUUUCCGCUGGCCAGGCAGGUGGUGCGCGACUCGGGCUACCAGUACUCGAAGACGCACGUCAGUUUCGACAGCUUCAUGCCUGGGUGUCCGAGCCUAUACCAGCCGCGCGGCAAUGGAGCGGACGACCUCAUCUCGUCGUCCAGCAGCAGCAAAAGACUGAGACUCGCAGAGAGCAUUGAACUCUCCGACUUCCGCAGACAGGAGCGCCUUGAGCAGAUUUCGGAGGAGUUGCGAGCGAUGGCCGAGCGGCAAGAAGAACUGCGCCAGUUGGCCAACGGCGGCGGCAACGACACUUGGCAGAGCCAACUCGAGGCCCUGCAGACCCGGCAGGCCCAACUGGCCGUCGAACAGGCCGAGCUCGGCCGCCACGCUCCUUCGACGGCUCGCUCCUCCAUGCCUAGGCGGAGCGCUCGAAUUUCCGGUGCCAGUUAUGGUGACGAACACACCGACGACACUGACUCGCAGCUCUCCUACAGCAAUGCCAGUUCGCCAUCACAAGAUGUUGGCGACUCUCGAGAUUCAAGCACCAAGGAGGGCGAGGAGAAUAGGUUAAGGAAGGGCAUCAGCAAACAGUUGGUGCAGGAAACCUUGUUGGACGAGGGACUUCGAGUGGUCAAAGAGAUGGUCGCCAACCACAACAAGGGUGGCCGCUUUGAUGACUGCGGUGACCGGACGUCGCCUCCCCACGCUCACACCAACCACCACCACCGUCCACCCUCCAGCAGAUCCAACCACCGCCUGCCCCAUGCCUUUGAAAAUUUCUACGAUGAAAACAAAGUUCAGGUGGGGUUUGCGUUUCAGGUGAUAUCUGCAAGUGGCACCAACAUCAUUGCGGUGGCCAAUCCCGCCCUGUCCAUGUCCCCAGCCAUGCUGGAGGAAGAGGCCAAAGCGGUGCGCCAGUCCAACAGUCCGCUGCAGCUGCUCGGCCUGGGGCAGGCCUUCAAACAGGAGCCCCUCUCGCCGUCCCAGUAACAAGGAGAGUCCUCGAAAGAAACCGUCCUCAAAACCACGUAGCACUGAAGAGACUUUGUUCAAACGGCUCAAAUUGAGAGGGCCACUUUUAACAAAUUAUGCGUGUUGAUUUGCUGUCACAAAAAAAUAACUCUUUUACUUUUGAAUAUAUAUUAAAAUAACGAGUGAGAUUUUUGCAGUUUUGUGAUGGGAAAAUUUUAGUGGCAAUGAUCAUGUCUAGUUGAAUUUGGCUUUCUUUUACUGUUUCUCAUCUCCUGAAUAAAUAAAAUGUUGUUUUGUAUAUCAAAAGGUCGAAUGCACUGCCAUCACUGUGUGAGGAAUUAAUAUGUAGAAGUUUUUGAUCAUAAUAAUUUGUCUUUAGCAUUUGGUGCUGAUGAAACCUGAAAUGUUUCAGUGCUGGCAAUAAUUAAAAAUUAAAUUGGGUUUUUCAAAUACUGUUUUAUCAUAGAAAACUGUGUAGUAAAAUGUUUCUUGUCGGCCGCAUGUGAUUAUUUUGAAAUUUAAAAGUAAAAACUGAUUGAAGAGGUGUUCAUGGAAAAAGGAAAUUUUUAUGUAAAAAAAUAUAAUAUAUGAGCUGUGAUAAUAACUUCACUUCAAGGAAUAUGAUGAUGUGUUUUCUUUCAUGUGCAUUGCAUGUAUUAGUUAUUUAUUUUUACUUGAAGAGAUGACCGUUUUAAAAAUAUAUGUGCGGGCCAGGUUGGCCAACACAAAGGGAGAAUAAUAAUUAAAUUAAACUCCAGAAGAUUCUUUUAAUUCGUAUAUUGUAGUAAGGCGGUGUUGUACAUUCAGGAUGUGUUGGUAUUAGAAUCGGAAGUUGAAAUUCGAAUUGAACUGUAAAAACAUAAUACAAUCAGUACAAUGAAUUACAAACAUGUUAUUUGAGUAUUGGUAAUUUGAGUGGAGGCGCCGGCAUUGCUCGGCCGGCGAACAGUUUUAGGUUCGGCGUUUUGGGUUAAAUUCACUGGCGGGGCCGGUGAUUAUGCACUUAUUCACUGGGCGGGUCAUUUUGCCGUCAAGGGAAAUUGCACAGAAAGGUUCUUACCCCAUAAGUUUGGGUUCAGGCGAAGGUUUGUUGAGUGAGCGAUUGAGACGCGCGCUCCAUGGCUGGCUUGGGGCGCGAGAAUAAACGUGGUUGGGCGGGGCUCACAUUGCAUGGGAGUGCUGCAGGGUGCAGCACAGGGUGGUGGAGUGGUUUAGUCUUGACUAAACGAUUUGUAGUGGGCAGCGGGAAACCGCUGACCGCUACAUAGGCCCCCACUUGGAGACCGGAGGUCACUCUCAGUAUGUUUCUCUCGGUGAGGUGUCUCUUGGCGAGAAGGUGUCUCUUGGCGAGAAGGUGUCUCUUGGCGAGAAGUUGUCUCUUGGCGAGAAGGUCACUCUUGUAUAGGCUGGAGUGAACGAGGAAUUUGAGGCGUUGGACUUUUGCUGAGUCCAAAAACAGGAGAACUUGGAAGCUCUGUAUGUUGGUUGAUUCCAGCCGGGGGAACUUGGCGUGCUGGAAGGUCGUUGGUCCGAUCAGCUCUUUCAGGUGUGUCCGACAGGGUGUGUCCCCAAAGGUGACGAGAAAUAGCUAUGUCUCGUUUGCGCGGUGGGUUGCAGGUCACAUAUACUUGCCGUGUCGGUCCGAGUUUGAAGGCUCGUGUCGGCGUCGCUGAUGUAUGCUCUGAUUCAGACGAGAGUUCUGCAUAAAACUCGUGUGGAGCAAAAUUGUGAGUAGGUGCAGCGACAGUUUGGAAGCGCGGUGCAGUGUUGUCUGACGGCUUCUGAGGAGAGGUUCGAUCCUUGGUAAGUGUAGGUUCGAAGGACACUGGAAUGAUGUAAUGCUCGUUUAAGAGGUUUUCAGGACAAAUUGAUUUUGAAAGGUUUAUGCCCUGUGUUUGUGUUGCGUUUAUGAUAUUUACGCUGCUGUCCAAAGAUUUGGCCUUGGCGGUGGCCACGGUUGCUUGCAUGUGAGGAGGCGUGGCUGCUGACAGCAUUGGUGUUGGCGGUGUUGUGACGGCAUCAUGGCGAAAGCUCGUCGUUCGGCGGUCUGCCGAAUGUGUAUGUUAGUUCUGUCACUCGAUGGCUUGAUUUGUUGAAGGCGAUUCUGCGUUGAAGCAUCGCGUUCGGUAUCUUGUUCGGGGUCACCAUUUUGUGCGGGCCAGGUUGGCCAACACAAAGGGAGAAUAAUAAUUAAAUUAAACUCCAGAAGAUUCUUUUAAUUCGUAUAUUGUAGUAAGGCGGUGUUGUACAUUCAGGAUGUGUUGGUAUUAGAAUCGGAAGUUGAAAUUCGAAUUGAACUGUAAAAACAUAAUACAAUCAGUACAAUGAA